Messenger RNA from Sycon ciliatum, 2112 nucleotides. RefSeq names its product E3 ubiquitin-protein ligase RMND5A-like. Gene Ontology annotation, biological process: proteasome-mediated ubiquitin-dependent protein catabolic process. Gene Ontology annotation, molecular function: ubiquitin-protein transferase activity. The record is from RefSeq and is a predicted model, not a curated record. Bases 144 to 1322 code for a protein of 392 amino acids. Gene Ontology annotation, cellular component: cytoplasm; nucleus; GID complex. The transcript has 9 exons. NCBI's taxonomy places the organism in Eukaryota, Metazoa, Porifera, Calcarea, Leucosolenida, Sycettidae.
UGACAUUUAUGAUUUAGUUCGAACUGAUUUUUUUGUUAUUGCUCCGUGAUUCUUGGACCGUGAAGAAAACAAAGCAGAACUUCACGAUAUUGUAUAAUCGCCCACUUGAACAACUACAGCUCUUCGAGAGCGAUACUUUCACCAUGGCUGAAAAUUGUGCGGCUGUUAUAAAAGAGCUGCUGAAAGCUGAGAAAAAGCUUGCAGAGUGGAAAGGUUCUUCUUUGAAGCAGAUUGACGCUGUGCUGGAGAGCACCACCAAGCUUUUGGAGAAAUUUGAGGAAGCGCAGGAUGUCAGUGCCGAGGACAUGGCGUCACUACAACAAAAUGCACGCAAAGCCAGCGAAGGCUGUGCGCAGAGUCACAAGAAAUACCACGGCGAAAUCUCCAAGACCGGAAAGGCCGUGGACAAGCAUUUCUUUUCAGACUUCACUCUUGCGUGCGUGCCACGUCCGAUCGAGAAGGACAAACGGAAGCUACUGGACCGCUGUAUCUGCGAACAUCUGAUUCGACAGAGUCGCGUGGACAUCAACCGCCAAUUCUGCGAAGAAGCGGACAUGCAGGAAGGUGGAGUCAGCAAGGAAUAUGUCCAAAUCAACGAGAUAAUGGGCGCUCUGAGAGACCAUGAUGUUCUACCAGCUCUUGAGCUUAUUAGGGAUUUUGAGAACUCCACCGCACAGCAAAUGCCGCGAGAACACAAGGAGCAGAUCAACACGAUCAAGUUCAAGCUGAUGUCGCUGCACUUCAUCUCGCUGGUGCCGGGAGACUUGCAAGUUGCCAUCGACUACUUCCAGUCGUUCGAGCGGGCCCUGAACACGUCAUCAGUGCAGCCAGGUAUACGCCGUCUUGCCGGUAGUUUUGUGUAUCGCCAACGCCUUGCUAAUUCUCCGUACAAAGACUUUGUGAGCCCCGCCGUUUGGGAUGAUGUGCGUAACUCAUUCCUGCGUGUGGCUACACAACUGUUUGGCAAGAGCGUGGAUAGUCCGCUGUCUACCUGUAUAUACGCUGGCACAAAAUCAUUCCCACACAUUGUCGACAUGCACCAAAAAAUGGAGAAGACCAAAGUGCUGAGAGUCGAGGCGGACGACGAACUGGAUCGCAACGAGCUGAUGGUUGAAGUUGACCUGGGUGACAGGUGCCUUUUCCAUAGCCUCUUUGCCUGCCCUAUCUUACGGCGCGAGAACACGGAGCCAAUGCGUCUCCGCUGCGGACAUGUCAUAUCCAAGGAGGCCGAGGACAAGUUACGUGCCGGCAUGCGGUUAAAGUGUCCGUACUGCCCAGACGAAACUCUCACUGCAGAGGCAACCCGCUUAUACUUCUCGUGAGUGCCAUUCUGUAAAUCUUGCCGGCCGGCACCACGGCCAGGACAAGCUAACUUGUCACUUGCUACCAUGACGGGGCGACGCUGCUGCCGAUCUUAGCCGCUUUGCUCUGUCCACCCACCGCUGCUGCUGCUGCUGCUGCUGAUGUUGCUGCUGCUGGUGAUGUUGCUGCUGCUGCUGCCCCUGCUGAUGUUGUUGCUGCUGCUGCUGAUGUUGCUGCUGCUGCUGCCCCUGCUGAUGUUGCUGCUGCUGCCCCUGCUGAUGUUGUUGCUGCUGCUACUGAUGUUGCUGCUGCUGCCCCUGCUGAUGUUGCUGCUGCUGCUGCCCCUGCUGAUGUUGUUGCUGCCCCUGCUGAUGUUGCUGCUGCUGCUGCUGCUGCUGAUGUUGUUGCUGCUGCUGCUGCUGAUGUUGUUGCUGCUGCUGCUGAUGUUGCUGCUGCUGCCUCUGCUGAUGUUGCUGCUGCUGCUGCUGCUGAUUGUAAUCCUGUACAGCACCAUGUCCAUGUGUUAUGUCUUUUACCCGUCCAUGUGCCUCAUAAAUAACUGCCAUAUACCUCUCUGUGUCACCUAUGUGAUCAGAUCAGAUCAGCAUUCAACUUUACUCAGCCCUAUACUCCAGUGUCUUUAUGGUAUUAUUGUAUUUCUUACUCCUACAUGUACGUAUAUGGCUUGCAGCUCGGCUUUAUAGCAUUGCCAUGAUUGUCAUUGUGUCGUUGUCAUAACCAAUGCUACCCCUUACACACGUUAUAAUUAUGUUUUAUCCGUUAAAAAAAAAACAUUCCGGUGACUGUUGA